AUGGGUGACGACAGACUCUCUGACCACCCGAAAUCCACGGAAUUUCUCAACAUCUGUUUGGGAGAAAACCUGCAGCCCAGCCCAGGACUUCACCCGAGAGAACCAAGCAGCCAACCUGAAUUUCCUGGACCUUGUGGAGAACAGACCUGGGCCUUUGACUCUCCUGAUUCCAUGAGGCAAGAUGCUGCUAGGGGCUCUGAGACACAGCUCAUGCAUCGGGAGAGCUUCUCUUCUGAAGAGGCGCACCGGCAGCGAACAACACCCCCCAGGUCGCCCAGAGACAGCCAUCCUCUGGGGAGCCCACGGAGGAGCCAGAGCAGUUCCGCCCAAGUCAUGUUCUGGGCUGGCAUCCUCCAGGCCCAGAUGUGUGUGCUCGAUCUAGAGGAAGAGCUGGAGAAGACUGAAGGGCUCAGGGCUGAGCUGAGAUGCUGCCUCCCUGUGGCCCCUACAGACCUAUCCACCAGCCCAGCGAGUCCCCGAGACUCAGGCUUCCACCCAAGGUCCUCACCCAUGGAGGAGAAUGUGGGGCAAGACAGCAGUGGGCCUGAGGGGAAGAGCGAGGGGUGGCCAAGGGAGAGAACACCAGGCUCUUCUCCGGAGUGGGGUGCUGAGGAGGAGAGUCUGUUCUUUGACAACCCCCUCUUCCUGAAGAGCCCUUGCUCCGAGACCUAUGCUUCUGGAGAGCACUUUUCCUGGGGGUUCCCAGACACCCUUGCAGAUGGGAAGACUGGACCUGACAGUCCACAGACUCAGGAGCCUCCACUCCCAGGAAGUGGAGUUCUCUGGGAGCUGGGAAGUGAGCUGGGUUUGGAGGAUGACGGCACAACUGAUUCCAGUGGACAUACCACCCCUCCAUUCCCUGUGCCCAUCUACAAAGUGCAUUCCCUCUCCUGGGCCACAGGGGGUGCCACUGAUGAGGCUCCCACAGCACUUCCUGGCCAGGUGGAGAGCGAGGCCCUGCCCUGUCCUGAGGGCCGGCAAACAGAGGAGGGUUCUUCUUCACCCCAGAUUCCUCUCAGUUCCCAGGACAGAGGUCACAGUGAUGCUGAGUGUCUGCAGGAUUCUGCCACCUGCACCUUGGCCCGUUGCUCCUGGGGGACCCCAGAUUCUUCACCAGAGCCUAGCAGCCCAGAGUCUGAGAGCAGAGGUCCUGGCCCCUGGCCCACCCCCGUGUCCUCCCAAGAGGGGAGCCCACAGCUUCCACGCCACCACUCGGGCAGCAUUUUCCCCAAGUGGACACUGGAUGCUUCACACCUUUCACUCCUGGAGAAAGCUGAGGUCGAGACAAGUUCCCUGGAGAAAGAGGAGGCAAGGGGGACCUCAAGCCCAGAGGAGGAAGUAAAGAGGGAAGACCCAGUCAGCACUGAAGAGGCUAAAGCUGUCCAGCUAGACGUUGAUUCAACUUUUACAGAAGGGCUUCCUGAGAGCCCCAUGCCUCAAGUACAGCCCACAGAGGAAGGCCAGAGGCCACAGGCUGGAGACAAGCUGGCUAAUGGUGUCAGGACUGACAAGGUGGCCUGGAACUUGGCCUCGCGCCUCUAUCACCUGGAGGGUUUCCGGAAGUCUGAAGUGGCUGCCUACCUGCAGAAGAACAAUGACUUCAGCAGGGCUGUGGCUGAGGAGUACUUGUCCUUCUUCCAGUUUGGAGGCCAGAGCCUGGACCGUGCCCUCCGGAGUUUUCUCCAGGCCCUGGUGCUCAGUGGAGAGACUCAGGAGCGCGAACGGAUCCUCUACCAGUUCUCAAAGCGUUUCCUCCACUGCAAUCCAGGGGUCUUCUCCUCAGUAGAUUCUGUGCACACCUUGACCUGUGCGAUCAUGCUCCUUAACACUGACCUGCACGGACAGAACAUUGGGAAAAGCAUGAGCUGCCAAGAAUUCAUCACCAACUUGAACGGCCUGCAGGAUGGCAGGAAUUUUCCCAAGGAGCUGCUGAAGGCCCUAUACUGGUCUAUCCGAAGUGAGAAGCUUGAAUGGGCCGUGGAUGAAGAAGAUGCAGCCAGACCUGAGAAGACCAGGCCUUCUCCCUCAGCUGGCAAGACGAGCAACCCCUUUCUUCAGCUGGCCCAGGACCCCACAGUGCCCAUCUAUAAGCAGGGCAUCCUGGCUCGGAAGAUGCAUCAUGAUGCGGAUGGCAAGAAGACACCUUGGGGCAAGCGUGGCUGGAAGAUGUUCCACACCUUACUGCGAGGAAUGGUACUCUAUUUCCUGAAGGGAGAAGAACAGUGUCCUCAGGGGGAGAGUUUGUUGGGGCAGAUGGUAGAUGAGCCUGUGGGGGUGCACCACUCUCUGGCAACCCCUGCCGCCCAUUACACCAAGAAGCCACACGUCUUCCAGCUGCGUACUGCUGACUGGCGCCUCUACCUCUUCCAGGCACCUACUGCCAAGGAGAUGAGUUCCUGGAUCGCGCGCAUCAACCUGGCCGCCGCCACGCACUCGGCGCCGCCCUUCCCCGCCGCGGUGGGCUCCCAGCGCCGAUUCGUGAGGCCCAUCCUCCCGGAAGAGCAGCAUCGAUCCCACGAGAACUGCUUGGAUGCUGCCUCCGACGACCUGCUGGAUCUGCAGAGAAACUUACCCGAGCGGCGAGGCCGCAGCCGCGAGCUAGAGGAGUACCGUUUGCGCAAGGAAUAUCUCGAGUAUGAGAAAAUGCGCUACGAGACAUACGUGCAGCUGUUGGUGGCCCGUCUGCAUUGCCCCACCGAGGACCUGGACCCGUGGGAGGAGCAGCUGGGGAAGGAAACUGGAGAUGUCCAGGAGCCCAAGCCUAGCCUGAAGAAGUCUCACUCAAGCCCGUCCCUGCACCAGGAUGAGGCCCCCACAACAGCCAAGGUGAAGCGCAACAUCUCAGAGCGCAGAACCUACCGGAAGAUCAUCCCCAAGCGGAACCGCAAUCAGCUGUGA
Messenger RNA from Orycteropus afer afer, 2898 nucleotides. Lineage: Eukaryota; Metazoa; Chordata; Mammalia; Tubulidentata; Orycteropodidae. The record is from RefSeq and is a predicted model, not a curated record.